GUUAUAUGAGAAACCCCAUUAUUAACCACAUCCUCACCCACUUUUUUUUCUUUUUUUAAUCUUCCUCUGAUUUGUCCAUUUAUUACUACAACUCCUAUGGUUGAGUAAAUUUAUCUACUUUUUGUACACCCUUUGACAUUUUGGAGUGCAUUAGGAGACUUUCUCCAACGGAAAAGCCCACGAGCUGGUUUUACUUCUUUUGAUGCCAAAAGACUCUCCAUUGCCCAAAAGUUAACAGAUUUGGAGGAGAGAGCAGGAGAGAGAGAGUGAGAGUGAGUCCCUUCAUAGAGAAGACAUACCGGUCAAAGGGUCAUCUUUUCACAGCCCAUUUAGACCUCUGCCCUGUUCGCGCUUCACAAGCGAACCAUCAAUUGAUUGCUAGUACUUGGUGGUGUGCUGUUGUUUUGCAUUGCAAGAAGACAAAGUGGGGUUUUGACUGAGGACCCAUUUGGUCUGUUGGGUCUUUUCUGGUUCAUCUCCCUCCUACACAUUCCAUCUGGAGAUGGGGUUUGAAGGGUGUGGCAGUAGCAAAGAGCUUGGAGUGGGAGUAACUUCCGUACACAAGCGUUGCAAGAGCUUCCCUGAUAAGAGGGGACUUGAAGAAGACAAAUUGGAUAAUUUCCUCAAAGCUUCGCCCCGGCCAAAAUUGGAUAUGGGGCACUUUAAGGACUGUGUGAGGACCAAGAAGAAACAAUCGCCUAGCUCUGAAGUCCAAAAUUCUCUGAGGCAAGAGAUCCUACAGCUUGAGAAAAGACUACAAGACCAAGUCAUUGUCCGCCAUGCUUUAGAAAAAGCACUGGGUUAUAGGUCUUCCUCUCAUGCCAUAACAAAUGAAGUCUCAAUGCCUAAGCCGGCGACAGAACUGAUUAAAGAAAUAGCGGUAUUGGAGCUGGAAGUUGUGCAUUUGGAGCAAUAUCUUCUCUCAUUGUACCGGCAAGCAUUUGACCAAAAAAAUUCCUCAUCUCCAUCAACAAAAGAUGAAAGAUCAAAAUCACCCUUCACUACCCCAAAAGGAAGGUAUCUGCAAGUUUCCAGAUCUGAUAUUACAACAAGGAGGGAAAGUUCAACCGUUCAAGCUAGUUCUCUGUCGAUUGCAAACCCAUGGAAUGAGUCCAGAAAUAUAGGUGAAGAGAAGCCAGUAGAUUCCAGUGUUCACCGCUGUUACUCAUCACUAUCACAAUGUUCCGCUCCAUCAAAUAGAACUUCUCCUCCGGCAGAGUCUCUGGGUAAAGCUGUUCGUGCCUGUUAUUCUCAACCUUUAUCCAUGAUGGAGUAUGCCCAGAAUGCUUCUUCAAAUGUAAUCAGUCUGGCUGAGCAUCUUGGUACCUGCAUUUCUGAUCAUGUUCCUGAGACACCUAAUAAGCUUUCUGAAGAUAUGAUCAAAUGCAUGUCAGCUAUAUAUUGCAAGCUUGCAGAUCCACCAUUGACAAAUCAGGGUCUCUCAUCUCCCAAUUCAUCUUUGUCAUCAAUGAGUGCAUUUUCUCCAAAAGAUCAGUGUGAUCUGUGGAGUACCGGGUUCAGGAAAGAUUCAUCUUUUGAUGUACGGUUAGAUAACCCUUUCCACGUGCAAGGACUAAAGGAGUUUAGUGGACCUUACAGCACAAUGGUUGAAGUGCCAUGUAUAUACAGAGAUAGUCAGAAAUUGGGUGACGUUGAGGACAUGUUACAAAAUUUCAGGUCACUUAUUGGUCGAUUAGAAGAAGUAGAUCCCAGGAAGAUGAAAUAUGAGGAGAAGCUAGCAUUCUGGAUCAACAUUCACAAUGCGUUGGUGAUGCAUGCAUUUCUGGCUUAUGGGAUUCCACAGAACAACGUAAAGAGAGUAUUUCUACUCUUGAAAGCUGCCUACAAUGUUGGAGGUCAUGUAGUAAGUGCAGAUACAAUACAGAAUUCUAUCCUUGGAUGCCGCAUGUCUCGUCCUGGACAGUGGCUUCGCUUGUUACUUUCUUCCAGAACAAAGUUUAAGGUUGGAGAUGAACGACAAGCAUAUGCAAUUGAACAUCCCGUACCCCUUUCACACUUCGCACUAUGUUCAGGAAGCCAUUCUGAUCCUGCGAUUCGUAUUUACACACCCAAGAGAGUAUUUCAAGAGUUGGAAGUUGCAAAAGAAGAGUACAUUCGGGCUACUUUUGGUGUAAGAAAAGACCAUAAAAUUCUUUUACCAAAAACCGUGGAGUCCUUUGCUAAAGAUUCAGGGUUGUGUCCAGCUGGUUUGUUAGAGAUGAUCCAACAGUGUGUGCCUGAAUCUGUGAGAAAGAGUAUUAAGAAAUGUCUGGUUGGGAAGUCACGGAAGAGCAUUGAAUGGAUUCCUUACAAUUUUGCUUUCCGAUAUCUCAUAUCAAAAGAGCUGGUGAAGUGAUUGCUUGCACUGGUAAAUUCUGAUACUGGAGAGCUCCAUAGCAUUGUUCAUUUGUUUUCUUUUUUAAAAAAAAAAAAAAAACACUGGGAGAGUUUUUAUGUACCUUUUGUACAAAUGAAUUAGAAUAGGAAAAGGCUGAAAUGGGAGGAUUGUAUGUCUUGCACUACAGUUUGUAUUUUGUGUUAAUGUAAUCUCCAUUUUGCU
Messenger RNA from Camellia sinensis, 2560 nucleotides. RefSeq lists its product as uncharacterized. Lineage: Eukaryota; Viridiplantae; Streptophyta; Magnoliopsida; Ericales; Theaceae. The record is from RefSeq and is a predicted model, not a curated record.